Messenger RNA from Ooceraea biroi (clonal raider ant), 4979 nucleotides. It is a transcript of the gene brun, whose product is annotated as trafficking protein particle complex subunit brun. Gene Ontology annotation, cellular component: trans-Golgi network. The record is from RefSeq and is a predicted model, not a curated record. NCBI's taxonomy places the organism in Eukaryota, Metazoa, Arthropoda, Insecta, Hymenoptera, Formicidae.
AUGCGAGUAUUGGAAUGGAACGAAGCAACUAAAAUCAAUCAAAAAGGAAUGAAAUAGUUGAUUAUAAAUUUUCCAAAUUUUUCACUUACGCAUAUCUUUAUCAAUCAUUAAGAAGAAUGCAAGGAUACUUCAUGAUUAAGAUAAAUAUUAUCAAGAUAUUUUUAUUGUUGUUUUACUUGUCUUAUCUGCAUCAAAACCGAAUCUUUUGAGUCAAAUUAUUAUACAUUAUUUUAAAGAAGCUCUUUAGGUUAUAUAUUAUAAUAUGUGAUAUAUAGAGUGUAUCAGACAUACAAUAUUUCGAGCUCUCAGGAGAUAUUAAUCCGUCACUGAUUUACCCUACUUCUUGAGCCUGCUCGCAAUAGUAGAAGCACACAUCGCCACGUUACAUCUUGCAUCUCUCAGUCUUUCCGCUUCCGCUUCCAUGGUUAUGCUUGUUAUCUGCGUAUCGCAACAGUCUCUUUUCUUAAUCUCAUUCCAGCACAAAUUUCUCAUAUAUGCAGCGUUCAAAUUUAUUUAAAUUCCUUACUUCUGCCGAUAUUUUAAUGCACAUUUAAUUACACGCGUGUUUAAUCGCUAGUAUUUCAUUUUAAGAUAAUUCAUAAUUUGACUCCGUUAAAAGAUACAUUUUUGUCACAGCUGUAAACAACUUCUUGAUAAUAUUUAUCUGAAUCGUGAAGUAUCCUUGCAUUCUUGAAUUUGAAGCAAGAGCAGAUCAAACUAUAUAACCUACGGUGAUACGACGCUUACGCCAUUACGAAACAAGACGAGCACGUCCACUUACCAAGUACCACACUUUUACAUUUCUAACACUAAAUAAUAUGAAUAAAUAAAGAAAUAAAAUAAUUUUUGAAGAGGGAAAAGCACGGAAUAAUGAUCGAAAGCGCCUAUACGUACUCGCUAUGUAGGACAUUCUUUUUCAGAAGCUCGGAGUUGUGCGUUUAAAUCACCGCUGCGCUCUCCACUCGAUUCAGCGCCUCCAUUCGACUUGCGGUCACGUGACACGGCGCGCGCAUCACGUGACGUAUGGAGCGUCAGCUGAUAAAUACUACGGGCGUAUGCGCAGAAGCGACGUCCUACGUGCGUGCGUGCCCACUGCCCGGUGGGUGUCCCUACGUGCACUGAUCGCAGCUGAUGGGACAGAUGUUGUUAUGAACGAGACAAAUUUCACUCAGACCGACACAGGACACUCUGCCGCAUCCUCGCUGUACUCGACGACAGGCAGACAUGACGGAAUCCAGCUGAGCCAGACGCGCCCAGGUACUAAUCGGGUACCCACGAACAAAUCGAUGGCAUAAAUGCGCUCGGCUAUCAGCGUUAUCCUGUCGAGUCCGGUGCCCGACAACAAGAUGUCCCAUCCCGACUACGAGCAGACCGCACACGACCACGCCGCUCUGCUGCUGCUGCUGCGGCCGGUCGGCACGCAGAUCAAGCCGAAGACGGUCAGCAGGUUAUGCGAGAGGAUCAUCAAGGCUGGCAGCAGGUUCUCCGUGUCGGAUUCCACCGGUGGCACCCGGGAGAUCCUCGCCAGGUUCGUCAGGGAGCAUCCUGUGGAGAACAACGACUGGGGGGACUUUCAGACCCACAGGCGGCUGCUGGGUCUGAUCACGUUCGGCAGGUACGACAAUCAGGUAGAGCUGAACGAGCUGUGCAGGGUGCACGAGACCCUGAAGGUGAAGUACAGCAGUACCCUGUACGACUCGCGAGCUAUCCUGCUCGGUCCCGUCGAGUCGAAUGGCCGUCACGAGCCGCCACCAGGCUACACCACACCCAGCAACUUCAAGACACGUGCAGUGUUCUACGUGGACGAGAGCUGCCCCGACCUAGAAACGCAAACGGCCGAGUACCUGAACUUCCUGUUUUGGAUCCUGGAGUCGAAGAGGCUGGAACGCUCCAGGGAGAAGAUAGACCGCGUCUCCCUUCUGCUGGCUCCGUUCGAGAAGAAGGACUUCAUAGGAUUGGAUCUUGACUCAAGAAACAAUAAGAAGAGAUGCGUGGGUCGCAUGACGAAGCAUCUGGGAGAUCUGUGUCUUCAGGCGGGGCUACCGUCCGAUGCGUUGAACAAUUACAAUUCCGCGGCCAACAUCCUGCAGGCAGUCAACGAUUGGCUGUGGCUGGGGGCGGCGUACGAGGGUCUCUGCGCUGCCUCGGUCCUCGUUCUUUAUCCUAAUAUGUGUCGGAGUCUUCCGUUGCAAAGGAACUCUUCCUUACAAGAAGGUAGUCCAAGUAAGCAGAGACGAGAAUCGCAAGCCAUCGCGGCUCUGCCAUCUCCGCCUAGUAUAGAAGUGGUGAAGGCCAACAUGCCGCACAUUUUAUUACCUGAGGAGAUAUCGAAGAAGUAUCGCGAGGCUAUAGUGCAUUACAGUAAAUAUCAGUAUGCGGGUAUCAUCGAGACUGAGGCUAGUUUCAAAGCGACAAGAAUCUCAAUAGAGCAGAACUGUACGUUACAGGCAGCAUCGUAUUUAAAUAACGUUGUGCUGAUCAACUUGCAUCUCAGCGAGCAAGAGAAAAUCGAUCGAUUCACCACGUUGUCCGAUCUGUACACCAGCUUCGGCUUCGACAGAAAGGCCUCGUUCUGUUUGCGAUUGGCGGCCACGCGCCACGUAUCGCAAAAUAACCCCAACCCCGACUGGCAACAAUGCUACAACUUGAUGUUACAAGCAACGUCCGGCUUUAAAUUGUCUUUGGAUCCUGUCAACAUGCCACCAGCUGGACAAAAAGGGUGGCCGAUCAUACAGAUUCAAGUGAUAAAUGAGCUUGUUGCCGCUGCAAAUCGAAUGGGCAAUCCAGCACUAGCUACGAGACACCUGACAUUCCUGCUGCAGACGAUGUACAAUCAUCUGACGCCUGACGAACGGAAAGAGACCGCGCUACAACUUCAGAACGUGUCUCAACAGUGUGAGGGCGCACCAGUCCCUCUUGUUUUAGACUCUGGCACCGUUAUACCACCAGCUAACUUGCUAAAUAUACCAAAAACGAAGUCGUUCAGCCUGAAGAACAUGCAGCCGCACUUGCAGCCUCAGAAGAUAGAAAGAGUAAAGGAAGAUCAUGGCCCGUUUCUAUUCACGCCAAUCAACUUUGGAUCGCUGGAGCGCAAGAACACCUCGAAGAGCAAAGUUGAUUACUUGUGGGUGGAGGGCGACAUCUGCGAAGUAUCGAUGCAACUGAUAAAUCCGCUGCCGUUUGAGCUGCACGUGUCCAACAUGAGGCUGUUGACGAACGGCGUGGUGUUCGAGUCGAUACCGGAAAGUAUUAGCCUGCCCGCCGAAUCCGGCCCGAUCGCGGUUACGCUAGCAGGCAGGCCCAAGGAAGUCGGAGAUCUGGAAAUACUCGGGUUCAGCACGCACACGUUAGGCGUCAAGUCUAACUGCAGACUGAGACACAUGGAGGGCAUGCUGCAUCCGCAGUACACGGUCGAGGUGAUACCGGCCUUGCCGAGAAUCGACGUCGCGACUAGCUUGCCUCAAACGGCCAGCUUCAGUUCGGGCGACAACAUAGUCACCAGCGCGAGCGUGUCGCUCUACGGUGGUGAGAGCGCCGAGUGUACCGUGACGAUCACGAACGUUGGCCAGGUUCCCAUCGAGAUGGUCGAAUUGUCGGUGCAGUCCGCCUUGGACGCCACGACCGAAAGCAAAAUAUUUAAGUGGAGCGACGAGAAUCUGAUGACACAGUUGCCGUUACAGCCCGGUAGCAGCGCGAGUCUCACUCUGUAUCUGUAUGCGGCGACGGAUUUUGUAGCACCGUCAAUCAGACAUGAUGUUACCAGCAGUACCUACCUUAGUCAACCGAGCAGCUUGAUGUCGCAUUCAGGCCACAGUUCCCUGCCAUCUAGACUCAGUUCUCCGUCUCAUCAUACAAAGAGACAAUCCGAGCUGACCUCCUCCUUCAGGUCGGGAUUGAGCUCGCACUCUGGCCAUUCCUCCCUAGCAAGCACGCGUUUAUCGAAACUCGCGGUGCCAUUGCACACGUCGAACGUUAUCGAGGGUCAGUUGAAAAUAAAAUACUCGGGUGGCGCAGGCUUGGUAGCCGGUUACUGCAGAACCUCGUCCGUCUUCAUAACCAUCGAGAUGCUACCUAGUGUACAAAUCACCAAUUGGGACGUACUACCGGCCGAAACGCCACUGCAAUUUUAUCUCGUGCUGGACGUGACGAACAUGACGAAUCACGAAAUGGAGUUGCAUUACACGCAAAGUAAAUGUAUAUACAUGGAAGGUAAAGAACCGUGUCGAAUUCCCGUUCCGGUUGACCGAUGUCCGCUUAAUAAAUUGUCUAUGUUGAAUGGCACCGGCGACACCGGUGAGCUCCAAAAGAUAUGCGCCGAACAUAUAGCCUCGCUAGUCGAUCUGCGCUGGCAAUUAUUGGGUACAGAGUCAACGGGAAAGGCGACUCUAUCCGGCAUUACCCUAACUCAGGAUAUGCUAGACCUCGUCAGAAUGAGCCCUCUACAAUGGGAGAUAACCAUUAAUGACGCCACUGUGAAAGCGCAAGAUGAACUGACGUGUUGUUUGGGUGAAUGCGUGAGCGUCGGUGUCGGAGUGUGCAAUGCUCUGGGACAUCCGCUGAGCGAUCUCACAUUGUCUAUUAACUUCUACCAGGAUCAUCACAAUGGAGUUAAUAAUUAUCAGUUGGAGACGAGACUGUCUAUAGCCGGCGCGAAUAAAGUCAUGCUGCCUGCGUUGCAGGAAUACGGCAGAGCCUAUCACGAGUGCCGCGUAGUAUUUUUCACAGCUGGUCAGUACAAAAUAGAUAUCCAGUGCAGUAGCAAAGAAUCCGCUCCAAACUCUCCAGUACUUUACUCGGAACUUCUAAACGCCGGGCACACAUGGCGCUAUAUACCGCCCAUCGAAAUAACCGUCGAUGAUUAUUAGCACACGUCACAUUGUCCAUUUAAAUAUCAGUAAGUUAUAAUAUUUGUAAAAAAAAGUUCUAAGACAUUGUUGUAUUAAUGAUACAUAGAAAUAAAGCAUUUACUUUCUUUACUG